Messenger RNA from Pundamilia nyererei, 1045 nucleotides. Its product is annotated as proline-rich receptor-like protein kinase PERK12. The transcript has 3 exons. Lineage: Eukaryota; Metazoa; Chordata; Actinopteri; Cichliformes; Cichlidae. Bases 96 to 755 code for a protein of 219 amino acids. The record is from RefSeq and is a predicted model, not a curated record.
CAGAAGUGAGAAUUUACUGUAAUCAGUCUGGAGCGUUUCUAUGGUGAGGACACUCAACCAUUAAGUUUGUUUCAGCAAAUACAGGAAGGACAGCAAUGGCAGUCCUGAGGGCCACCCUCUGCGCUGUCCUCAUGGUGACUCUAGUGACAGCUAAACCAGUCCAUCUGAAAGAAAGUGAGGAUUCACCCAAGUCAUCAGAGUCCAGUGAAUCCAGUUCAUCAGAAGAGACCACCACUAAUGAUAGGUCUUCACAGGAAACCCUGCAGUCAAAUACGCCGGAUGCUACAGAGAACCCCCUGGAUGCAGCACCGCUUCCCUCUGCAGAUGCAGGACCUUCUCUGGCCACUUCUCCUGAAGACCCACAAACCUCUGCUGACCCAGAUGCUUUACAACUUGUGCCAGAUCCGUCUCAUACUGCGAUGAGCGUUGAUGUUUCUUUAGAUGUGCCCAAUUCUGGUCCCACAAAGGACUCUGUUAACGCUGUUAACCCUACCCACAUUCUACCAAACACGCAUCCUUCAGGGCUUUCAGAGACUGGUGUAGUCAUAGGUACAAUUCAACCACAAGUCAUUACCACAUACCAAGGAUCCACCCAGGGUGUCACUCCACCCUUUCCUACAUGUGUCAUCCAACCAACACCUACAGCCCCACCACUGAUACUCCCUAUUGGAACAACACUAGAUGGUGGUCCUGUCUGUUUCACUUUCCAGGUCACAACUGCUGAGCCAGAUCCACCUAGAGGAGACAGCAUUUGAUCCCCAACAGAACACAGAAAUUGUUGUUCAUUUAAGUUUGAGUUCAGCCUAGGUGACCAGGACAGACCACACUAUGGCUGUACAUAUACACAACCUUGACUUGAUACUUAUAUAGAUGUCCUAACUACACAUGGCUUUUACUUUGCCCUCAACCUUGGCAAAUGGGGGGGAAAAAUGGUGCUAAUGUAUAUGCUGUAUAUAUACAAUAAACACAUCUAAAGCUGUUGCAAUAACAAAAGUACAGUCACAAUAAAUAAAUUAAUAAACAGCUGAAAAUUAAACUGAUUAAA